This is a messenger RNA of Elaeis guineensis (African oil palm), 2135 nucleotides long. Its product is annotated as protein trichome birefringence-like 6. Gene Ontology annotation, cellular component: Golgi apparatus. Gene Ontology annotation, molecular function: O-acetyltransferase activity. The record is from RefSeq and is a predicted model, not a curated record. Lineage: Eukaryota; Viridiplantae; Streptophyta; Magnoliopsida; Arecales; Arecaceae.
CUUCUUCACUGACCUUUGUCACACAAAGCAUGCGUCCUCCGGUCUGAAAAGGGCUUUGAGACGCGGUCUCUCUCCUUUUAGAGGCCUUAUUCCCAUGAGCAGCAGCAAUGCAGAGGCUAAGGAGUUUCUCCAUCAAGACCACGAGGAUCCUGGUUUUCUCAUUCACCAUCCCCUCCUCUCUCCUCUUCUGCUUCCUUUUCUCUUUCUGGGUCCUCAACACCACCCCCUCUGGCUUGACAGAAUCUUAUCCCCAUCUCAGUGGAGACCCCGGAACCAUAAAAGCUAAGGCCUUUGCUGAUUCCGGCGUCACUCUCUUUGUUAAUGGGUCUAAAGAUGGUAUUUUGGGAGGAACCCCGUUCAAGGAAGCUGGCAAUUUCUCUGUGGAAGCUCUGGAUUUAGGAAAGGAGGGAGAAAGCGGGAUUUUGGUGGAUGCCCCAGUGGGAGAAGCUGGUGGUUCUUCUGGAGAAGCACUAGAUUCAAUUGACGACGGGAAAGUUGCCAUUUUUAAUGAUGUCCAUUGGAAAGGAAUCAUUAAUUCCUCUGACGAAGCUCUACAUUCGGUUAACGAGAGGAAGAACAGCGAUCUGGCUGUUGUCGACCUAAGGAAAAGCUCUCAAGUUUCUCAGGAAGGCCUAGAUUCAGGUGCUCCGAGGGCUGAUGGAAAAAGCAACGAGUUUGAUGCUCAAAGGGUAAAAAAUGAGAAAUUUUUGGCGAAAAAUUUGAUCAGAGAUGCGAAAUCUUAUAAUGCCUCUGGGGAAAAAACAUCUUCAGUGGGGGAGACAAUUGAGGGUGAGGGUGCAAACACCUGUGAUGUUUCCCAUGGAAGAUGGGUUUUUGAUGAGAGUUAUCCUCUCUACACAAGCAGCUCUUGCCCCUUUAUAGAUGAAGGAUUUAACUGUGAGGCUAAUGGGAGAAUGGAUAAAGACUACAUGAACUGGAGGUGGCAGCCAUAUAAUUGCAACAUCUCAAGGUUAAACCCCAUAAAAAUGCUGGAGUUGAUUAGAGGAAAGAGACUGGUAUUUGUGGGAGAUUCUAUUAACAGGAACCAGUGGGAAUCCAUGCUUUGUUUGUUACAAGGUGCUCUAUCAGAUCCUAGGCGAGUUUAUGAAGCUCAUAGGCGGAGGAUCACGAAAGAUAGGGGAAUUUAUCAAUUCAAAUUUCCGGACUACCAAUGCAGUGUUGAAUACUACGUAACUCAUUUCUUGGUUCAUGAGAGUAAGGCAAGAGUACGACAAAGGCGGGUGAAAACCCUACGAAUUGAUACCAUAGACAGGAGUUCGUCAAAAUGGAGAGGAGCUGAUAUCCUUGUAUUUAAUACUGCCCAUUGGUGGUCACACCACAAAACAAAAGCUGGAGUAAAUUACUACCAGGAAGGAGACCAGGUUCUUCCCCACCUUGAUGUGUCCACUGCUUUCAGAAAAACUUUGAUGACUUGGGCAUCCUGGGUUGACCAACAUGUUGCUCCGGGGAAAACUCGAGUUUUCUUCAGAACUUCAGCACCAUCACAUUUCAGUGGUGGUGAAUGGAAUUCUGGGGGACACUGCAGAGAAAGUACCCAGCCCCUAAAUGACACCUCUGGCAGACAAAUUUCAGAAAAGAACAUGAUCUUGGAGCAGGUUGUAAAGCAAAUGAAAACCCCAGUAACUAUCCUGAACAUAACUAACCUAUCUGGACUUCGAAUAGAUGGUCAUCCAUCUAUAUAUGGGAGAAAACCUGAGAGUGGAUCCCCAACAGGCAUUCAGGACUGCAGCCAUUGGUGCCUUCCUGGAGUUCCAGAUACAUGGAAUGAGCUGCUAUAUUUCCAUCUACUAUCUAGACAAAUACCAGUGUCUACAAGUCAGCAAUUAUAGUCUGCCAACUUUCAAUUCCUCCUAUGCCUUGAACUGUUCACGAAUUCUUUUUAUAGCACCCCACUUUAUACAACAAUUGCCUGUAGUACUUGCUUAUAUAUUGAUUGGAACAGUUGGCAUGUGACGGUGAAACUUACAUAAGAAAGAAAAGCAAGAAUUUUUUGGGGUCAGCCUGCUGUACCGUAUAUCUGCUCUGCUGUAUUUCAUGUACAAAAUUAAGUUAAUCAAAUUGUUUUGUAAUCUAUGAUUGUUGUAAUCCCAAUAUUGUUUAUUCAAUGAUUGACA